CGCCCGCCGCAGCUCCCGCCGCUGAAUUUGCUCCGGUCCCUUAAUUGUUUCGCUCUCACCGAGAACUUUGUUUACAGUCCCUUGUGCGGCGAGCUGCAACCCCUCUUAUGCUGCCUGCGGGCUGGUGGCCGCCGCAGUCCCGCCCGGCGGCCAGGAGGGAACUUCCAUGCUAAAUAUCAGCACCUCCAGCUCAUCACUCAGCAAUAUCUGACGCUUCAAAGACUCAAGCAGCUCUGUCUGCCUUGAAUUGUCACACAAGACAUCUUCAGCACUCUUUGACCAUGGAUUUCUCCUGGAUCUGCGCAGCACGAGCUCAGCAGAGCCUGCUCUAGCCUAAGAACGGGCCGAGUCAAGACAGUCAAGAUGACAAACGAGCCUAUCAAAGAGAUCCUGGGCACCCCAAAGCUCCCUGAUUCCGUACCCCCAGAGAAGAGCAACAACAAUGACUGUGUGAUAACCACCAUUCCUCUGGUCAGCGAGUGCCAGCUGACGGCAGCCACGGGGGGAGCCGAGCUCUCCUGCUACCGCUGCACCAUUCCCUUCGGCGUGGUCAUCCUCAUCGCCGGCACCGUGGUCACCGCCGUCGCCUACAUCUUCAACUCCCAUGGCUCCAUCAUCUCCGUCUUUGGCCUGGUCCUCUUGUCCUCGGGACUCGUUCUGCUGGCUUCCAGCGCCGUGUGCUGGAAGAUCAGGCAGCACAAGAAGAAGGCAAAGAGGCGGGAGAGCCAGACGGCGCUCGUGGCGAACCAGCGAACCUUGUUUGGCUAAAGGCGGCCAGGAGAAGGCUGGGCAGAAGGCAGAACCUUUGUAAGUCAACUUGGCUAUUUAUCAGUAGGAGAGAUUGCAGGUUUUAAUUUAACUGUGGAAACGAACUGAAAUGAAAAUGGAACGGAUUGAGAAAUACUUGUAACAACUCUGCAAAUGCUCUCAAUAUAUUUCUUACUGCAGACUUGGUAGUGAUUCUUUUCAAGACAGAGAAAAACCUAUUUUUCCUUCACAGAAAACUGUGUCACAUAACUGCAGCCAUCCUAACUGCAUUCUCCAACAUGCUGAUCGUGUUGGAAAGGGAACGUGUGGGAACUGAGAAAAUAAUUUGAAUUGACUUGAAAUGCCAGAGGUCUCCUUAAAACACUGACAUUUGACCAAGGGAGAAGUCAUAGCAUUUGAAGUGACUACAAGCUUAUGGCCAGAGUAUCUGGGACUUAAACUGUAGCUGAAAAAAAAAAAAAAAAAGCAAUAAGAACACAUUGCAACUUUCUCAAUAAGCUGAUUCUUAUAUUUUAUGUAACUUCCCCCUCCCAAUACCUGUGGUACUUUCCCCCUUUUUUAAAACAACUAAUAUUGAUUUUGUUUCAGUAUUGAAUAGAAAUCAGUAGAAAUGUGUAAUUAUGUUGUUUAACCUAAAUAACAAGGUAUGAUCAUAGCUUAAAACAUGAGAAUUUUUGUAAAUUAAGUGGUCAGGUUUAGCACUUUUGAUUAUUUUGCUAUAAAAAUUAAAAAAUAAAUUUCAUUAAAAUAAUAUCCAGUGCUGCUGGACCUUUAGAAAAUAUUUCUUUAUUGCUAUCAAGAUAGCUUGUAUCUUCAAUUCUGACUGCUUUAUAUUUCUAUUUUUGUAGAACAACCCCUGUGACAAUAACUGUGAACACAUGUACUGCUGAUCUCUUACAGAAACUUCUGCAGCCUCUGGACUUUGGUUUGAUAGUCCAACCUUCUGCAGCUUGAUUAACAGCUCUGUUAUUGAAAAAUCAUAGCAGACAGUUCUGCAGACACUCACUGUCACAGUCAGUUUGAGACAUAACUAUUAAUAAUAACUUGUGGAAGCAAA
Molecule: messenger RNA, 1825 nt
Organism: Melospiza melodia melodia
Lineage: Eukaryota; Metazoa; Chordata; Aves; Passeriformes; Passerellidae
Gene: TMEM100
Product: transmembrane protein 100
Exons: 3
Coding region: 364-768 (134 amino acids)
Biological process (GO): cellular response to BMP stimulus
Cellular component (GO): plasma membrane
Source: RefSeq, a predicted model, not a curated record